AUGGCUUCCUUGAAGCAGUUUAUUCGCAAUGUGCGCGCUGCAAAGACGAUUGCUGAUGAGCGUGCCGUUGUCCAGAAAGAGAGUGCGGCGAUCCGCGCCAGCUUCAGGGAGGAAAGCCACGAUUCAAAUGUGAGGAGGAACAAUGUCGCAAAGCUCCUCUACCUCUUCACACUCGGCGAGAGGACGCAUUUUGGUCAGAUUGAAUGCUUGAAGCUGCUGGCCUCUCCCCGCUUUGCGGACAAGCGGUUGGGCUAUCUGGGCACCAUGUUGCUCCUGGAUGAGAACCAGGAGGUCUUGACCCUGGUCACCAACUCGCUCAAGAACGACUUGAACCAUGCUAAUCAGUACAUUGUCGGCCUCGCCCUUUGCACCCUUGGAAACAUUGCAUCGGUUGAAAUGGCUCGAGACCUGUUCCCAGAAGUCGAAACGAUAAUAUCGAGCGCGAACCCCUACAUACGUCGCAAAGCCGCAAUCUGCGCAAUGAGGAUAUGUCGAAAAGUACCCGACCUACAAGAACAUUUCUUGGAAAAGGCCAAGUUGCUGCUACAAGACCGCAACCAUGGAGUCCUGCUGUGUGGUGUCACUUUGGUAGAGAAUCUGUGCCAAGCAGACGAGGACGAAGACGAUGAGAAUGGUGUACGGGACCUCUUUAGGCCAACCGUACCCAGCUUGGUCAAGAUAUUGAAGGGACUGUCAUCUUCCGGCUACGCUCCCGAGCACGAUGUAACGGGCAUCACAGAUCCCUUCUUGCAGUGCAAGCUACUACAGCUGCUGCGUGUCCUGGCCCGCGGCGAUGCUCAGGUCAGCGAACAAAUAAACGAUAUCCUCGCCCAGGUUGCAACCAACACCGACUCUUCCAAGAACGUUGGUAAUUCGAUUCUCUACGAAGCUGUCCUUACCAUUCUCGACAUUGAGGCAGAUUCCGGACUUCGUGUGCUUGGUGUGAACAUUCUGGGAAAGUUCCUGUCUAACCGGGAUAACAACAUCAGAUAUGUCGCUCUCAACACCUUGAUCAAGGUGGUUGCAGUCGAACCCAACGCUGUACAGCGGCACAGGAACACCAUCCUUGACUGUCUUCGAGAUCCAGAUAUCAGUAUUCGAAGGAGAGCACUUGAUCUUAGCUUUACUCUGAUCAAUGAGAGCAAUGUACGGGUACUUAUACGGGAGCUGUUGGCUUUCCUAGAAGUCGCCGACAAUGAGUUCAAGCCGGUCAUGACCUCACAGAUUGGUAUUGCUGCGGAUCGCUUUGCGCCAAAUAAAAGGUGGCAUGUUGACACGAUGCUACGCGUCUUAAAACUGGCCGGCAACUAUGUUAAAGAGCAGAUUCUGUCGUCUUUUGUCCGACUAAUCGCUACCACACCCGAUCUCCAGACCUACUCAGUACAGAAACUCUACUCUGCGCUCAAGGAAGACAUCACACAAGAAGGCCUUACCUUGGCUGGUUCUUGGGUGAUUGGAGAAUACGGCGAUGCCCUAUUACGAGGUGGCCAGUACGAGGAGGAAGAACUUGUCAAAGAAGUGAAAGAGAGUGAUGUUGUCGAUCUCUUUGAAACUAUCCUAAACAGCAGUUACGCCGGUUUGAUUGUUCAGCAGUACAUCAUUACAGCAUCGAUGAAGUUGACGACACGACUAAGCGAUCCCGCACAAAUCGAACGUUUGCGACGAUUACUACAACGAUACUCAGCCAACCUAGAUGUGGAGAUUCAGCAACGUGCAGCCGAGUACGGCAACCUCUUUGGUCAUGAUCAGAUCAGGAGGGGUGUUUUGGAAAAGAUGCCUCCGCCUGAGAUCCGAGAAGAGUCGCGUGUACUGGGAGAGGCUACCAAGAAGCGUCACUCAAAGAUUGCGAAAAAGAAGCCUGCACAAGCAGCAACCGAGGAUCUACUACUCGAUCUCAUGGGUGACGCUGGCCCAUCUGCUGACGUGAAUGGUUCUGCCAACGGAACACAACAUAGCCAAGAUCUGCUCGCAGACAUAAUGGGCGGGGCUUCAUCACCCCCACAAACGUCUUCCCCGGCGCCACAAUCGAAUGUCGCUAACAUUAUGGAUCUAUUCAACUCCGGCCCGAGUAGUUCUCCAGCCCCUGCGCAAUCCCGGGCGCCCCCACAAGCCGCAUCGUCUGACCUACUUGGCGGUCUUGGUGGUAUGUCUUCGCCGCCUCCGCAAAACCCAACACCUCCUGUAGCAUCUGGCCCGCCCGCACAUCCAGCAUACAACAAGAAUGACCUCCAGGUCACGUUCCAGCUCAAGCGUGACGCGAAUGCAGUGCAAGUUCUUGCACGAUUCCGCAACACCGGGAGCCUCACGCAACUGUCGGGUGUGAAUCUACAGGCUGCUGUACCCAAGAGCCAGAAGCUGCAGUUGCAACCUAUCAGCACAAGCGAGUUGGAUGGCGGCCAGGAUGCGACCCAGCAAAUGAGGGUCACAGCCGUUAAUGGCCCGCCUCCAGCAAGGCUAAAACUUCGACUGAAGAUCAGCUACUCGACAAGCGGAGGUCCCGUCACAGAACAGGUAGACUGGGCCGAGCCAGUUUGA
This is a messenger RNA of Bipolaris victoriae FI3, 2535 nucleotides long. RefSeq lists its product as hypothetical. Gene Ontology annotation, cellular component: Golgi apparatus; AP-1 adaptor complex; membrane coat. The record is from RefSeq and is a predicted model, not a curated record. NCBI's taxonomy places the organism in Eukaryota, Fungi, Ascomycota, Dothideomycetes, Pleosporales, Pleosporaceae. Gene Ontology annotation, molecular function: clathrin-cargo adaptor activity. Gene Ontology annotation, biological process: receptor-mediated endocytosis; Golgi to vacuole transport; intracellular protein transport. The transcript has 5 exons. The coding region runs from base 1 to 2535 and encodes 844 amino acids.